CCAUCGGCGGAGGCGAACCGUGGAGGCGCCGGGUAUAAACGAGCUCCUGGGGGCCGGUGUGCGCUUGGCGAGGCGCAUCCAGCCCGAUGGGGAAAGCGCGGGACGAUUCUGGGCGGGAGCGCCUGCCCAAGAUGCGGCUGGGCUGCCUCUCCGGGUCCCAGGCGCCGAGCACCUUCCUCCUCCUCCCCUUCUUCCUCCUUCUACUCCUCCCGUGGAGCCUGGCCGAGGUCCGCGCCCGGUGCCGCCUGCCGUGCGAGUGCCCCACCGAACCGCCCGCCUGCACGCCCGGCGUGCCGCCGGUGUUGGACGGCUGCUCCUGUUGUCUGACCUGCGCCCGGCAGCGCGGGGAGAACUGCUCCGAAGCGACGCCCUGCGAUGAGAGCGCCGGCCUGUUUUGCGACCGCGAGGCAGGAAGGGAGGCCGGCCUCGGCGUCUGUAGGGACCUUGAAGGAGACAACUGUGUUUUUGAUGGGAUUAUUUAUCGAAGCGGUGAGACCUUCCAGCCCAACUGUAAAUACCACUGUACCUGCAGGGAUGGACAGAUCAGCUGUGUGCCCCUCUGCAAUGUUGAUUUGUUGCUUCCCGGUCCUGAAUGCCCCUUCCCAAGAAAAGUUGAAGUUCCCAAGGAAUGCUGUGAACAAUGGUCAUGUGACCCUAAAAAAGAUGAUGCUGAAGACUUUGCAAUGGCAGGAUUCAGACAGGAAGCUACCUUGGGGGCUGAAGGUUCUGACUCAAGUUCUAACUGCAUUGAGCAGACAACGGAAUGGAGUGCAUGUUCUACCAGCUGCGGCAUGGGAGCCUCCACCAGAGUCACCAACAAGAACCCCAUGUGUGAGAUGGUGAAAGAGAUGAGGCUGUGUGAAGUGCGCCCCUGUGAAAAGAGUCCACUACCUGAUAAGAAGGGGAAAAAAUGUCUCCGAACCAUAAAGCCUCCCACAGCUGUCCAUCUGAAGUACCAGAACUGCACCAGCAUCCAUAUGUAUAAACCCCGUUACUGUGGCAUCUGCAACGAUGGACGAUGCUGCACUCCACACACGACAAAAACAAUCCAGGUGGAAUUCCGUUGUCCUCAAGGCAACACUAUCCAGCAUCCUCUGAUGUCCAUUACUAGUUGUGUGUGUCACAAGAACUGUCCUCAGAAUAGCAACGCUUUUGUUCGAAAGCUCAGUUGAAUGAGCCAUUCAGAAAUCACCAGACUGGUCUUCUGAUGCUUUAGUAACAUGUAUCUUCUCUUUUGGGGGAGGGAGGAAGGAUCAGAUGCUUUGAUUCCCGAUCCUGUCUAUCAUUUGAUUUCUAGAUAAGGCAUUUCAGUUCCUGUGGAAUUUCUUUUGAAACCCUGCUUGCUUCAAAUGUUGUUGCGCCAUUAAAAUAUUGUCACUUGGGGUGCAUAGAACUUUUAUCUCUUAGCAGCUUCUUCUUUCUUGGCCACCUGUGAUAGUUUGACGUAAGACACAUUUCUGCGUUGUUUUCCUGGAGCAAUUGUUUGAACUUGAUGAGCAAGAUGCUUGUACUCUAGUAUGAUUUACUGUCUUGAUAUUUAUUACAGUGAGGAAUGGGCACAUCAAGAGUUGAAAUCCUCUCUACCAGCAAGAAAAGUGUUAUUUGUGUCAGCCACAAAAACAAUUCCUACUGAGUGCAAAAUCCUUUCCUCGUUUUUCUUCCACAAAUUAAAAUAUUCUUCUCUA
Messenger RNA from Crotalus tigris (Tiger rattlesnake), 1685 nucleotides. RefSeq names its product cellular communication network factor 3 (gene CCN3). Gene Ontology annotation, biological process: cell adhesion; signal transduction. Gene Ontology annotation, cellular component: extracellular matrix; extracellular region. Gene Ontology annotation, molecular function: heparin binding; integrin binding. Lineage: Eukaryota; Metazoa; Chordata; Lepidosauria; Squamata; Viperidae. The coding region runs from base 87 to 1172 and encodes 361 amino acids. The record is from RefSeq and is a predicted model, not a curated record. The transcript has 5 exons.